Messenger RNA from Diprion similis, 1783 nucleotides. It is a transcript of the gene Mtl, whose product is annotated as ras-related C3 botulinum toxin substrate 1. The record is from RefSeq and is a predicted model, not a curated record. Bases 223 to 810 code for a protein of 195 amino acids. Gene Ontology annotation, molecular function: GTP binding; GTPase activity. Lineage: Eukaryota; Metazoa; Arthropoda; Insecta; Hymenoptera; Diprionidae. The transcript has 4 exons. Gene Ontology annotation, biological process: small GTPase-mediated signal transduction.
AGAGAGCCUCUAUGAGUAGUACAUACUGCCAUAAACUAUAUAGAUAGAAAAUUUUGUCAUGGCUCCGGUUCCGCCACUAAUUUCAUCUUGAGUGCAGGGAAAACGAACCCGGAAAUACCAGACUAAAAUUAUUACCUCCCAAAUCGUGCCAUUUAAAAAAGGAAUCCUCAAUAUUGUGGGCAAAUUGGUCGUUUCAUUAUACCCUAAGAAAUUUUAUAUAACAUGAGUUCUGGUCGGCCUAUCAAAUGUGUCGUAGUCGGCGAUGGAACUGUUGGAAAGACCUGCAAACUCAUUUCCUAUACAACCGACAGCUUUCCUGGAGAAUACGUACCCACCGUAUUUGACAAUUAUUCUGCCCCAAUGGUGGUAGAUGGUAUCCCAGUGAGCCUAGGACUCUGGGAUACUGCUGGUCAAGAAGACUACGACAGACUGCGGCCCCUCUCUUAUCCACAGACCGAUGUAUUUUUAAUCUGCUUCUCCGUCACAAGCCCUUCGUCGUUUGAGAACGUUACGAGCAAGUGGUAUCCUGAGAUUAAACAUCACUGCCCAGAUGCACCGAUGAUUCUUGUCGGUACUAAAAUUGAUUUACGAGAUGACAGAGAGACUCUCACUGCUCUGGCUGAGCAAGGACUUAGCGCUAUCAAACGUGAACAAGGACAGAAAUUGGCUAAUAAGAUACGGGCAGUCAAGUAUAUGGAGUGCUCAGCGUUGACACAACGUGGUUUGAAACAAGUAUUUGAUGAAGCUGUGCGUGCCGUUCUAAGACCGGAGCCACAGAAACGCCGACAACGAAGGUGCAGCAUGCUCUAAAUACUCGUAACAAAAACCAUUCAAAGAGAAGGAAAAUAUAGGAAAUGCAGAUGAGGAUCGAACAGUGUAAAAUUUCGUUUGCUGUUACGAGUCGGGUGUUCGCUGUUGUUUUCACAAGUUCAGGUGAUGGGAUACGAAAUAUCGAUUGGGUAGCUAAAAAAUUGGCUCAUCUCAGGUACGGUCUUAUAUACUUGAUUUCCUGAUUUUACACACGGGGCAUCAUGUGCACGAAAUCUCAAAAUUUAGCAAUUAUUCUUACUAAAAUAUCAAGUUGUAAAAGACUUAAGAAGUACUAAUAGUCUUCUUUCAACUGAAUUUAAAAAAUGACGUGAAGAUAGGUUCUGAUAUUUUGGUAAAUUGCUAAUUCGACUAAAUUACUUCGAAUUGUAUUAUUUUUAUUUUACCAAUUCGACCGCGCCCACUGAAGGAAUUAUUUGCUGAUUUCUGAAUUCGCAUUUUCCGUUAGUCAAGCUAUGGUAUAGAAGAUUAAAAGAAAAUUAAAAAUAUGUAUAUUUAUUUAUUUUUUAAAUCAGUUAUUGAUCCUUUUGCUGAAAUACCAUUACCUAAAUGGAUGUUUGUCAAUAGCGGUCAAUGACACAGCUUUAGAAUAUUGACCAUGUAAUUCAUGCAACAUCCGUAUUCAAACAAUGAAACUGAAAGCAUGUUACGUUUUCCCAAAUGAAAUAAAAGUAAAGUAAAAUUACGGUAGCUAUUCAAUGUUAGCAGGUCUUCAUGAGGAAAUUUAGUUAUAUAAUAUGGAACAUAAUGUUAAGUGUAGGUAGAUGGUGCCAUAGCAACGAAAAAUCAAAUAGUGCAUACAAUUCAUGGAUUGUUCGUUCAAAUCUCAGACAAUACGUUGCCGAUUAAAUUAAAAAUGGUCAUGUAGCAAAACAAGCAACAACUUUCCCACUUCUACAUCUGCUGUUGCUAAAAAAAUUCUUAUGAUUAUACUUUAUUUCAUUGAAAAAAACCA